AUGUCGGCCCCUCAAGACUCCAUCCCCGGCAACGGCAGUGACAUCCUCGAUCAGAUGGAUCAGCUUAGAAUGGAUGACCGCCUCGGUCCUGACGGCGAACCUGCCCCUAAGACGGAGGAGGAGUACGCUCAGGCCCAGCUCACCCUCCGUGCGAUUGUUUCCUCCAAGGAAGCCGGUGUCAUUAUUGGCAAGGGUGGCAAGAACGUCGCCGAUCUCAGAGAUGAGACUGGUGUCAAGGCCGGUGUCAGCAAGGUUGUGCAAGGCGUUCACGACCGUGUCCUGACCAUCACUGGUGGUUGCGACGCUAUUUCUCGUGCCUACGCCAUUGUUGCUCGCGCUCUACUAGAGGGCGCGCCUGCUAUGGGCAUGGGAGGCGUGGUCCAGAGCAAUGGGACUCACCCCAUCAAGCUUCUCAUUUCUCACAACCAGAUGGGUACCAUUAUUGGAAGACAAGGUCUUAAGAUCAAGCACAUUCAGGACGCUUCUGGUGUUCGCAUGGUUGCUCAGAAGGAGAUGCUUCCUCAAUCUACCGAGAGAAUAGUCGAGGUCCAGGGUACUCCUGAAGGCAUCCAGCGUGCUAUCUGGGAAAUCUGCAAAUGUUUGGUCGACGACUGGCAGCGAGGCACUGGCACUGUUCUCUACAACCCUGUUGUUCGCACUCAGCCUUCCAGCAGCGGAAGCACCAGUGGUGGAGCAGGAUUCAACCAGGGCUCUGGCAGGAGCGAUUAUGGCGGCAGCCCUCGUGUCAUGCGAACAGGCAACGGUGCCGACUUCAGUAACGGUAGCUCAAGGCCGUACAACCGCCGCUCCGACUCUGACGCAGCUCUUCGAGGCCCACCUACUCACGACGAAAACGGCGAGGAGAUCCAAACUCAGAACAUUAGCAUCCCCGCAGACAUGGUUGGGUGCAUCAUCGGACGUGCUGGCAGCAAGAUUAGCGAGAUCCGAAAGACAUCGGGCGCACGCAUCUCCAUUGCCAAGGCUCCCCAUGAUGAGACCGGUGAGCGCAUGUUCACCAUCAUGGGUACCGCCAAAGCCAACGAGUCGGCACUCUUCCUCUUGUAUGAGAACCUAGAGGCUGAGAAGAUGCGCCGAAGCCAACUUCAAGAGGCCGAAUAG
This is a messenger RNA of Fusarium pseudograminearum CS3096, 1119 nucleotides long. RefSeq lists its product as uncharacterized. The record is from RefSeq and is a predicted model, not a curated record. Gene Ontology annotation, biological process: 3'-UTR-mediated mRNA stabilization. Bases 1 to 1119 code for a protein of 372 amino acids. Gene Ontology annotation, cellular component: nucleus; cytoplasm. NCBI's taxonomy places the organism in Eukaryota, Fungi, Ascomycota, Sordariomycetes, Hypocreales, Nectriaceae. The transcript is spliced from 3 exons. Gene Ontology annotation, molecular function: mRNA 3'-UTR AU-rich region binding.